Molecule: messenger RNA, 1902 nt
Organism: Necator americanus (New World hookworm)
Lineage: Eukaryota; Metazoa; Nematoda; Chromadorea; Rhabditida; Ancylostomatidae
Exons: 14
Coding region: 1-1902 (633 amino acids)
Biological process (GO): protein phosphorylation; protein export from nucleus; activation of protein kinase activity
Cellular component (GO): serine/threonine protein kinase complex
Molecular function (GO): protein serine/threonine kinase activator activity; protein serine/threonine kinase activity; ATP binding
Source: RefSeq, a predicted model, not a curated record
AUGGGAUCGACAGAAGGUGGAGGUGGCGGCGUGGUUGCUGCUGCUGGUGGAGGCGGUCCAGGGUUAGCCAAUUCGAUGGUAAGCAGCGCAUCCGGUGAAGCGCUACAUCAGCAGACCGCGGCGUUGACUGCCGGCAGCCCAACAGGAACGGUCCCACAUCCUCAACAACACUCUACUGGAAACCAACAAUCUGCAGUAUGGCCUAACAGCAAAGAACAUUACGUGUUGGAGGAUGCUAUAGGAGUUGGUGCUACAGCUACAGUCUACAAGGCUAUAUGUAUUCCGCGUAAUGAGCGUUGUGCCAUCAAGUGUAUAAAUUUGGAGAAGUGUCAGACAUCAGUUGAUGAACUCAGUCAUGAAAUUCAGGCAAUGUCUUUGUGUGCGCAUCCAAAUGUGGUCAGCUAUCAUACAUCCUUCGUAGUCGGUGAAGAGCUGUGGGUGGUAAUGCGACUCCUGAACAGUGGAUCAAUGUUGGAUAUUUUGAAAAGGAAGAUUAAAGCGAUUGGCAAGGAACAAGCCAUGAAUGGUGUACUAGAAGAGGCAACUAUUGCUACAGUUCUGCGUGAGGUACUGAAAGGUCUCGAUUAUUUCCAUUCUAGUGGACAAAUUCAUCGCGAUAUCAAGGCGGGUAAUAUUCUGAUUUCUGAUGAUGGUACUGUUCAAAUAGCUGAUUUUGGUGUAUCUGGAUGGUUAGCAUCGUCUGGUGGUGAUUUAUCGAGACAGAAGGUUCGUCACACAUUCGUCGGCACACCUUGCUGGUGGGUUUUGGCCUCGUUAAUUCGGGGUUACGGUAGGGGGUUAGACGUGGUCGCCCAUUUUGCCGAUGUCAUUUGCACCAAGACUUUUUACAAUCCACAUGAAAUAGGUAUCCGUGUAAAUUCGCAAGUGAUAUCAAAAAACGAGCGACCACGUGUGCAACAGGACUGGGUGGGGCGUAAGGGGAUGGCACCAGAGGUGAUGGAACAAGUUCAAGGAUACGACUUCAAAGCUGAUAUUUGGAGUUUGGGAAUUCUUGCUAUUGAGUUGGCGACAGGAACAGCUCCCUAUCACAAAUUUCCUCCAAUGAAGGUGUUGAUGCUCACUUUGCAAAAUGAUCCGCCCACGUUGGAAACAAACGCCGAAAGAAAAGAUCAGUACAAGAACUAUGGAAAAUCAUUCCGUACACUGAUUAAAGACUGUCUGCAGAAGGAUCCAGCGAAGCGACCCACUGCAGCUGAGCUGCUGAAGUACUCAUUUUUCAAGAAAGCAAAAGAUCGCAAAUAUCUUGUGCAUGCUUUAAUCGAGAAUCUUGCCGCAGUGCCAGUUAUAAGUCACCACAGCGCAAAGAAGACUUUCCUUUCAUUCACUUUUGACUACAUUACACUACAGGUAGCAUCUGGUAAACUUCGCAAGGAUAAAGAUGGUAACUGGGAGUUCGAGUACGAUUCGCCACCUGGCAGUGAGUCGAGCGAUGAAGAGGAGCCGCGAAGAGCUCCACUUUCUUCCGAAGGCAACGCUGAAAAUGUUCCAGCUGGCGGUGCUGAGGCUGGCGCCCCUGGCGAAACGCUCAAUCUUGUUUUACGUGUGAGGAAUCAGCAGCGUGAACUAAAUGACAUCAAAUUUGACUACACCCGAAGUGCGGAUACAGUAGAAGGCAUCGCUCACGAGUUGGUUACUGCUGAACUAAUCGAUUGCCACGAUCUAGUGAUCGUAGCAGCAAAUCUUCAGAAACUCAUCGAUCUCGCGGAGCAGAAAAGCGAUAAACGAUCGGUGACGUUUGCACUGAACUCGGGUGUCGCUCCAAACGAGAUGAAGUUCUACAACGUUGUGUCAUUUCUGCUGCUGUUUGUGCUCGUCGCCGUCAGUGGAAAGCCAUCUCCAAUUUUUGGGGCCACUCCACCAGGAGCAAAGAUAUCCGGAUAG